AUGAGAGCCACAGAGAUACAUAUUUUAUGGAGCGCGUUUUUAGUCAGCUAUGUCAGAAGCGCCAACGAACUUUCGAGAUGUUGCUCGGGCGGAUCUCGACAUUUCGUGCAAACGCAGACGUGUUCGAAUAUUAAAGCUGAAGGAACGAGUGCUACUUGCGUCAGAACGGCUUCUAUCUGUUGUUUACGGGCACUGCUUGACUCAGCCUGCGAAGAAGGCACCUCACUUGCUCGACAGGACGAAAUGUGUCCAUCAAGUAUAAAUACGUUGGGAGGCGGUCUACGGAAGGAAUGUUGCGAUUGUUGUCUUCUUGCUAAGGAUCUUCUCCACAAAAACCAACCCUGUAUAGCUCCUACAGGAUUCUCUGCUGCUUGCCUGAAGUCGUUCACACGUUGCUGCCAAGGGUCGCUCGAGAUCACUCAGCCAUUCCCACAAAUUACUGGAUCACCAACAUCAGACAGUGGCGCAGUGUAUCUCGGCGAUAGAUGUGUGAAUGCGAAGUGUGAGCAUCUGUGCAAUGACAGAGGUGGCGAAUCGAUAGAGUGCAGUUGUCGUUCCGGAUACGAUCUUGGUCCAGAUGGAUAUAGUUGUGUUGAUCGCAACGAAUGUCGCUCGUCGACACCACCGUGCGAGUGGGGACGCGAGGUUUGCGUGAACAUCAUCGGAGGAUAUCUCUGCCAGCCGCUGAAACCUCUGUCCGGACGUCCAUUCUCUGGGAACAGACCAAGAUUUGCAAGAAAAUGGGAAGACAAUCGAAGAGCUGCUACAAAGAGAGCACAAACAUUUAUUCCGUACCCGACUACUCCGGCUGGUGGUGAAGCUAACGCUCCAACCUGCCCUUCCGGAUACCACUCGCAAAAUGGUCAAUGCGUAGACAUUGAUGAGUGUCUCCUACUGGCUGAUGAUUGUCUCGAGUCUCAGCGUUGCCUGAACCUACCUGGGUCUUUUAAAUGUAUCAGAACUUUAUCGUGUGGCACCGGAUACGCAAUGGAUUCAGAGACCGAGGAGUGCAUUGAUGUUGACGAAUGCAAUCUUGGCUCACACGACUGCGGUCCGCUCUACCAAUGUAGGAACACUCAAGGCAGUUACAGAUGUGAUCCCAAGAAAUGUGGUGAAGGCGAAUUACAAAAUCCACAAACAGGAGAAUGUACAAGUAUUGAUUGUCCGCUCGGCUACUAUCCUUCAAACGGGAUGUGCCAUGAUGUUGAUGAGUGCGCGACUGGAGAAAGAUGUGCUCCUGGCGAAGAAUGUGUAAAUACUGCUGGUUCAUUCCGUUGUCAACAGAAGGGGAACAUGUGCGCUGCUGGUUAUGCUAUUAACGAAGCUACUGGUUUCUGUGAUGACAUCAACGAAUGUCUGGAUUCUACAAUAUGUGAUGGUUUGAUGUGUAUCAAUUUACCAGGAAGCUACAAAUGUCGAUGCAAUGCAGGAUAUGAAUUCAAUGAGAAGACCAAACGUUGCGAAGAUGUGGACGAAUGCGAGAAGUUUGCCGGACAUGUUUGUGACCUCUCCGCUGAGUGCAAAAAUACAAUUGGUUCUUUCAUUUGCAAAUGUAAAGAAGGCUUUGAGUUAGCUGCAGAUGGUCGAAGAUGUGAAGAUAUCAACGAAUGCGAACGUGGGACCGCACAAUGCGAGCAGAAGUGCAUCAACAUACCCGGCUCCUAUCAGUGCAUAUGUGACCGAGGUUACACAGUCGGUAGCGAUGGAAGAACAUGUGAAGACAUUGAUGAGUGUGCAUUGUGGGCAGGAUCCGGUAAUGACCUCUGUAUGGGUGGAUGUGUGAACACGAAAGGAUCAUAUCUCUGUCAGUGCCCACCAGGCUACAAAAUUCAACCUGACGGAAGGACGUGUGUUGAUAUAGAUGAAUGUGCUCUCGGAGAAUGUCAAGGGCACGAGCGGAUAUGUGUUAAUACUCUCGGACAGUUCAAAUGCCAUCGAAUAGAAUGUCCGACGAACUACGUUCAUGACAACAACUAUAAGAAUCGAUGCAACCGUUUGCGUACGGUGUGUGAAGGAAUCCCUGAAUCAAUCUGCAAAGCACGAUAUCCUGUUCAUAUAACAUGGCAAUACAUCGCAAUCCCGAAAGGAAUCGUUAUCUCAUCACAUCGACCAACGAUCACUCUGUUCACCAUCAAAGGACCUUCUCAUAACGAUUCUAUCGUUCAAUUUGAACUUAACCUUAAACGAGCUAUUCCUGAAGCACCAUCGGUACUGCUAGCGAUUCGUCAGAAUUUUCUCUUACAAAAGGGAAGGGAUCGAAACUCGGCUGUGGUUGCCGUUCGAGACACAUUGGAUGGUCCUCAAACGAUUGAAAUGGAACUUAUCCUUAGACUCACAAAGAGAUCGCAAUUCGCGGGGAAAUACGUGGCUAAUUUAAUCGUGCAUGUUGCUCCAUAUAAACGACAUUCUAGUUCAUUCGGUUACUAA
Messenger RNA from Necator americanus (New World hookworm), 2427 nucleotides. RefSeq lists its product as uncharacterized. NCBI's taxonomy places the organism in Eukaryota, Metazoa, Nematoda, Chromadorea, Rhabditida, Ancylostomatidae. Bases 1 to 2427 code for a protein of 808 amino acids. The transcript has 19 exons. Gene Ontology annotation, biological process: extracellular matrix organization. Gene Ontology annotation, cellular component: extracellular region. Gene Ontology annotation, molecular function: calcium ion binding; peptidase activator activity. The record is from RefSeq and is a predicted model, not a curated record.